AUGGCUUUGAACAUGGGCGGGUCACCACUCUUUCACAAAAAGUCGAAGAGUCGUAUCGCCACCAAGCACAGCAACCAGGACGGCGAAAAUAUGCAUAUUCGAAAAUGGAGCUCCUCCAGCUCAAGCUCUCAAGCCUCUUCUGAGAGUUCCGAUUGCAGGCGAGCCCGUUACGGUCCUCUCUCCUCACAUCCUCCCUUGAGCCUCAACACAUCGCCACGCGGCGUACCGGGAUACGACAUGGCCCGGUAUAGAGACGACGAAGAACGGGAGAGCCGGUUCUUUAAUCAGACCAACCAUGUCGAGGAUCACAUCCUAGAGCUGGCCGAAUACUCGCCAGUAAAGGGCAGGAACUGCUAUUUCGAGCGGCCCAAGGGACGGCCAUAUGUCUACGAUCAGGGUUCGCAGUGGCCCCUCAAGGACUGGCAGGCCACACCGCCGGGCUUUGCGGAGAUGGACUCUGCGGCCACUUCACCAUCAUCUUCUCCCACACGACCCACGCACCACCGCAGACGGAAUACGGACUGGAUGAACGAUGCCGACGUCUUCGUCAAGCGUGGGGCUUGGAAGCGCCAGGGCAUCGUGUUCCAUCUCGAUUCAAAGGAGCAGGAGUUGCAGGAAGAGCACUUUGAGCUUCCCGAGUAA
This is a messenger RNA of Anthostomella pinea, 642 nucleotides long. The record is from the annotation of a GenBank genome assembly. Lineage: Eukaryota; Fungi; Ascomycota; Sordariomycetes; Xylariales; Xylariaceae.